AUGCAUCCGCUUUUACCCAAUAUUUCACAAGAGAUUUAUGAUCAAUUAUGGGCAAAAUCAGCGGAGUUAGCUUCAUAUAACAAGCAAUAUGAAGAAAUGCGGGAGUCUAAUAAAGAUUUAAAGCGAAAAUUGUUAUCAUAUCAAAAUCAUUUCUUGUAUCGAGGCCCUUUAGUCUAUAAAAGGAUCUCAAAACGUUUAUCCACCGAACAGUCACUUGCAAAAUUCUCAAUUAAGAAUACAAUAUUAAGCGAAUUAACAGAUUCAGUCGUUAUUAACUUUAUCAAGUCAAUUAUCGAUAAUAGACAAACACUCAUAUACAGACUUAACUUAGAUCCGCAAAUCAAUCAACAUAGCGAAUACAAUUUAUUCUUUUUAUCAUUUUUACCUCUUGAUUUUUUCGCAACUUACGUAAUUCCUCCAAUUUUUGGAUUUUUCACAGGAUCAUCAAAUAUAUCUGAUUUUAUAGAAGCUGUCAGUAUGGCAUUUGACGUAGAAGCCGUUCAUCCUGAGCCUUUUAUUGCAAAUUUUCAUAAAACGUUCUUAUGCGCUGUACUCACUCGUUUUUUUCUAAUGCCACAGUUUAACAAAUUCAUUUUCAAGCAUCUUUCAGGAGUUUACGAAUUUUAUAAUCAAUUGAAAAUCCAACCAUCGGAAGAGCUUACAAAAAUGCAGUAUUCAAAGUUCUUUGCCUCAUUCCUAAUGGAAAUGACCGCUGCUGUUCCAUUCUGGCCUAAUUUCUUAAGAUUUUUAUUCCAAAGAUUAUCAAGAAAGUUUCCUGUUAAAUUUACAAUAGUUAUCAGUGUAAUUAUACACUGCAUAUUGAUCCCGCUUCUCCAACAUCCAAAAUUAUACGGAGUUGUGCCUGAAGCCUGUAAUCUUCCAGAAAUCAACUUUGAAGGGUUCAAAGAUUUCAUUUUAACACUUUGCGAUCCAUCACUAACAGGAUUGCGCAAGAAUGAAGCCUUUGAACGAGGAAUUAUUGCAAAUUUAGUUGCAGUUUUGUUAGAUCCGACCCAGCCAACUAAUUAUGGUCCUGAAAUUGAUGAAUCCGCAAUCUCUGCCAUUGCUUUAUUGGCUCUUUCCAGGUUUGAAACCGAUGUUGCCGCUAAAGAAGCAAUUUCAACUUUAGUUUCUUCGAUUCCUGGCUGUUCAAUCUUCUCUUUCUCCAUAGAAUCAAAGCGAAAGAGGUACAGAUGCGAUGAAUCUUUGAAUCUCUUGUUAGAACUCCUCACACAGACAAAUCCAGAUUAUAAUAUCUACAAUUUAUCGCCAAGAUUAUCAGCGAUAAAGAGCACAUUGUCACAGAGAUACUUUGAAUAUGACAGAGUCCUUGAAAAUCUCGACAAAGAGCUAGAAAAGUGCACAAAUUCCAUGGUCGACCUUGUAGGAGACUCCAAACAGCUUACAGAGAUGAUUACUAUGUGCGAGGCAAGUCUUAGAAGAUCAGAGACCAUACAAGUCUCCAGGAUCAUCGCUCAAAUGCGUGAAGAAAAUAAUGUUUUGAGCGAUGCUGAAAAAAGAAAGACCACUUUUGCAAAUGAUGUUAAUUCUUUAGGCCAAUUCUGCGUUUGGAACUUGGAUAACUACUAUAGUCGUAACCAAUGGCUAGAGGAUCUUAUGCCUUUAGUCGCUAGAACCUUCCAUUCUCAAUUGGUCAGCGAAUAUCCAAUAACAGGAAUUUCAAGGACACAGGGAAGUUCCGACGCCGAUAGAAAAUUAAUUUCAAGGAAAAAAGAAAUUUUGGAAAAAAUCAAAACAAGAGGUGUCGAUAGUCAAACGAUGAAAGUCAUCAACGACACAUCAGCUCUAGAACCUGUUGCAAAUAGAUUAGUCGCUGCAAGUAAGAUUGAUUCCCCUUGUGAUUGUACAAUUUUGAUUGAAGAAGCACUUGGAAAUGCAGAAAACUUGUUUUUAUUUGCUAAUGGUGUUGUCCCUGAAGCGAAUCAGUUGAUGCCGACCCUUGCAACAUUGUUCGUUGUUGCACAAAUGGAAAGUCCUUUUUCUUUUUGUAAUUGGCUGAAUAAUCACCUCUCUUCUGUCUGCGAACUAAGACCAGAUUGGUUUAAGAAUGGAGAUGGUGCAAGAAUGGAACAUUUCUUCAAGUUAGGUGAAUGGAUUCAAGAACUUUUAGAUGAAUAA
Molecule: messenger RNA, 2139 nt
Organism: Trichomonas vaginalis G3
Lineage: Eukaryota; Parabasalia; Trichomonadida; Trichomonadidae
Exons: 1
Coding region: 1-2139 (712 amino acids)
Source: RefSeq, a predicted model, not a curated record